AUUCCGACGGGACACAGAUUCUUAGACAUGUCUUUAACACAAGAUAAGAAUAUAAUUAAAUCUCAAAAACUUCUGGAUGAUAAGCAAUAUUAUGAAGCUCAUCAGUUACUACGGACGAUAGCAAAUAGAUAUGUUAAAGCAUGUGAAUAUGUAUCAUGUAUAGACAUGCUUUAUGAUGCAUCUAAAAGGUUUUUUAAAGAGGGCCAGUUUGCAAGUGGUAGUGAUUUAGCACUAUAUAUAGUUAAAGUCUAUAAUUUAAUGGAAUUAAGGCCAGAUACCAGUAGUAAAACUCGACUUCUUGAUAUUUUAUAUUUAUAUGGAUCAUCUGAACCUACAAGAAAACGAUUUAUUAAUGAGAUAUUAGCAUGGUCCAGUAAAUGGGGAGAAACAUCUGUAGGUGAUGCUGAUCUUCAUCAUAAUAUAGGUGUUCUUUUAGCACAAGAAGGAAACCUUUUUGAAGCAGAAAAACAUUUGGUACUUGGAACAAAUGAAAGUGUAAAACCCUUAUUAGAUCUUCUUUGCGAUUAUUUUUAUGAAGAUGAUCUUUAUAUGGCUCCUUUUUAUGCUUCACGAAUAGUAUUUCCUUAUCUUAUACUUUAUAAUAUCGCUUCUGCUAUUCGAGGUUAUCGUGGAAUAGUUCAUUAUUUAGUAGAAGAAAGAAAAGUUCAAACACACACUUUAUCAUCUUCUGUUGCUGAUGUUAUCUUGUUUCCUUCUCUACCAUUGAUGAAUUUUUUAUGUUUUCUCAUUUUAACUUGUCAAAGAGGUACUGUCGAUUUAUUUCAUACUCUAAAAGCACAUUAUACUGAUGCUUUAAAAAAAGCUCCUUCAUGGCAACCCUCUCUUGAAAAAAUCGGUCAUCUUUAUUUUAAUAUUCCUGUUCAACAUUCUUCAAAAAAUAUAUGGAACGAUCUUAUGAAUCAAUUAUUUAUUAAUCAAUCCGAUAUGCCUGGUGAUCUUCCAUCAAAUCUACACGAUACACUUGAUUAA
Molecule: messenger RNA, 990 nt
Organism: Pneumocystis carinii B80
Lineage: Eukaryota; Fungi; Ascomycota; Pneumocystomycetes; Pneumocystales; Pneumocystaceae
Exons: 6
Coding region: 28-990 (320 amino acids)
Biological process (GO): protein insertion into ER membrane
Cellular component (GO): cytosol; TRC complex
Molecular function (GO): protein binding
Source: RefSeq, a predicted model, not a curated record